GUUCGAGAGGGCGGCGGCUGCUCCUAAUCCCGGUCCUGGUCCUGAUCUCAUUCCGGUCGUGACCCCGGUCCUGGUCACCAGCUCUGGUGAAUUCUGACCAUUUCCCUGCCUCUCAGGCUGUGUGAACAUGUGGAUAUCUGUGAAAUAAAUGACUGUUUUGACAAAGCAAUGGCCUCUCAAGAAUUCACUGUAUUAUACACUCACCAAAAGACAAAAAAAGCAAAAACGUGGCAAGAUGGAGUUCUGAGGAUUAGAGCUGGCAGAAAUCAGGCCACCUUGUUUGAUGACAAAGGACAAUGCCUGGAGAGCAUUUUUCUAAAAUCUCAGGUGGCUGCUGGAGAUAAUUUAGAAAGUGAACGAUAUCUGAUCACAGUCGAAGAAGCAAAAGUGAGUGAAAAACCUUUGGAAGAUCAGCCAAGGAAAGCAGAAACUCCAGCAGUGGAUAGAAAUGGGGUCAUACCUGGUCUGCUGCCUCCAAGACACCUCCCUGUUGGCCUGAAAAGGAAGUUCACGGGGUUCCAAGGGCCACGCCAGGUUGAGAAGAAAAUACCAGCUGUGGAAGAGGAAGAAAAACCAACACUGUUGCCGUUAUCUAAGCAGUGCCAGGGGACUUUUCCAUCCCAGUUUUAUGUCACCUCUCCGUUAUUUUCCACAAUUCACAAGAAGGAUGCAGACACAAAUCUCUCUGCAGGCUUCCAGGAAGAUGGAUGGAGGGGCAAUGCCAGAGAACACUUGUCUGUCUCCUCGCUGCUUUCAGCUCCAUUUCCUGACAGAUGUGAGGGGACAGAGAAGCAAAGCCCUGCUCAGCUCCUUGUGAAGCCAGAAUCUCCUCUCCUUACUGGGCAAACUGGUCCCAGGGCAGUGUCCCACAACAUCAGGAGCACGGCACAGAUCCUUGCUCUUCUGAAGUCCAAACCAGCACAGGGACACGGAGAACAAACACCUGCACUUACACAAAGUCUCUCCAGGUUUCAGGCAGCCAAAAAUGCGGAUUUAUGUGACCAAAAGAGCACGGCCCUACCUGCUUUUCCAGGUGAUGCUGCCAAAGGAAUCGUUCCGAACACUCAGCACCUGCCUUUUAGGAAGGGAACUGUAAAUGACAGGAAGGACUGGAAUGCUGAAAUGCCUCUGAAUUCACCUGAACAGCCUUUUGGUGAAGAAACCACAGGACAGAGACACGACAAAAAGCCCAGCUGUGUGGACAGUUUAUUACAGGAGACAGAGCCAUAUAUUCCACCAGUAGCAGCAGCCCACAGAGACCCUGGGCCAUCUGACUGGCAACCAAAGUCUCCAGGUUCCAGAAGUCUCCAGGGGGAUGAUCUGGAUGUUAUCAGAGAAGGGAAUUUUCAAAUGGAGCCUGAUGUGAUGGAAGAGUCAAGAAUAAAUCAGUCCCCACUGGCAUUCCACGUGUGUCCUGAAGUGCCAGCAUGGACAAUGGCAGGCUCACCUUCACAUUCUGCUCUGAGACAAGCACAGUGGACUUCCUGGGAACCUGGCAAGAUUUCCUCAGAACUGCCUUCCUCAUUUGAUCCAGAUUCUACAGUUUCUCCACCUUCAGGAAACGAGGAAAGCAUUGGAGACAUCCAGGAGCCCUUGAUACAAGGGAUCUUACCACGGGAACCAGAACUCCCAGAUGUUUUUUUCACAGGGGAGAAAUCCAGCUAUCCAGAGGAAUGCAGCCUGCCAAGAUCCAAAGCCACCCUUAAAACACGGACUCCGUUUGUCACCCUUCCUGCCACCGAGGAGAUUCCUGGCGCGUUUUAUCCCACUGACAGCGAAUUUCCUAUUCCAGUGGAAUUUCCUAUGAGUGCUCCCGGCCCCGAGGACAGGAAUUGUGAGACUGCCGUGUUUGGGGAGUACACGGAAGACGGACAAAGGGAAUCUGUACAGCCCCUGCUCCCCAAGGUGACUUCCCAACACAGACAAAGCAAGUGGCUGAAGUAUCAAAACAGCGCUCAGAGCGACUUGAUCCCUCACCCCAGCGAUGACAGGGAAGAGACUGCUGACAUCUGUGCCCAGAGCAUCCUUGGAAUGCUGCAGGGUGACACGGGAGAGAGUGGAGCUGGGAAUCAAAGGGCUCCUGGUGCUGCCCCUCUGCUGAUAUCCAAGAGCUCCCCUGGGGAAUGCUGUGCAAGCAGCACCCCCCCGGAUUGGAUUUCUGAGGGGAAGUUACUUUCCCCGCACUUAAGUCAGACACCUUUGGCUGCGGCAACACAAAAGGUGUUGAGUCACCUGAGCUGCCACGCCGGAACAGGAGAGGGCCAGGACAUAAGAAUUUCUGAGUUGUCUUUUCCCAGCGGGGAUAAAGUGAAACGUGCUAAUCUCCCUAAAAGAACGAUCUCCAUCCCAGCUGUGUUCCGGUCUCAUAUUCAUUACAAACAGAUUUUCAAAGCUGCUCUGACAGAGCAAUUGAACGUAAUGCUGUUUGAGCUGUCCCAGAGAUUGCACAAUGCACUCUCCAAAGUGGACAUUUCAUUUUACACUUCAGUGAAAGAUGGGCAAAGCCAGAGCCAGGGAAGCUGUGCUCCACUCUGCAACCACAUGCACCCUGCUAAGCUGGUCAUGGUCAAAAAAGAAGGCCAAAACAAGGGUCGUUUGUUCUACGCCUGUGACGCCCCGAAAGCCGAGCAGUGCUCGUUUUUCAAGUGGAUAGAGGAUGUGAACCCCACACAGGCAAAAUCCAGACCCAGUGCAGUGCUCCAUGAUGUCAAAAGCAUUGGGACGUACCUCAGAAGCCAAAGGAUUGCUCUCUAUGAGGAAUGCCAGCUUUUGGUGAGGAAAGCCUUUGAAAUUCAAACCCAGAAGUACAGUAAGUUCAAGAAAUUUAUGAAUACACCUGCCAGCUUAGAUGGUGACUCCAAACCCAAAUUAUACCUCAAAUUAAGCAAAAAGGAGCAUUCUUCUCUCUACAGCAAAGAUGAUAUUUGGGUGGUUUCCAAGACUCUGAACUUUGAUCCCAUUGAUACUUUCAUUGCAAGCAGUGCUUUCUUUGGACCAUCCUCCAACAAUGAAAUAGAAUUGCUGCCACUGAAGGGCUACAGUCCCUCCAACUGGAGAUCAAACAUGUGUGUUCACGCCCUGCUGGUUUGUAAUGCCAGUGGGGAGCUGGCAUCCUUAAGAAAUAUGGAGGAGCACUUCAAUCCAUCCACAUUCCCACUAAUCCCAUACCUACUAAACAUGAAUUUCCGUUCUGAAAAUGCUCCUAAAAGAGUCGACAGAAGAAAAUUUACUCCUCCUGCCAUGAGGCUGAAAAGCUCAGUGAUGGCUGGCCCUGUCAGCUCUGAGGUGGCCACGGGCCUGGCUGAAGAGAUGAUCCAAAGGUUCUCCCUGAACCCCGACCAAGCGGCGUCGCUGCUCCACAUCGCUCGGAUGAUGAGCUCGUGUGGGAACAUCACAGCCGAGGAGGAGCAGCAGAGCCCCCCCAUCACAAUCAUACGUGGUGUUUUUGGAGCUGGCAAGAGCUACCUGCUGUCUGUGGUGAUCUUGUUCCUCGUACAGCUCUUUGAAAGCAGUGAAGCUACGGAGGGUCCAAGGCCAACUCCGUGGAAACUUCUCAUUGCUUCUUCCACCAACGUUGCUGUGGACAGGAUACUGCUGGGCCUGCUGGAGCUUGGAUUUGAGGAUUUUAUCCGAGUGGGAAGUAUUAGGAAAAUCACCAAAGCAAUUCUUCCCCACAGUUUACAUGCAGGCUCAGGAAAUGAAAACGAGCAGCUGAAAGAGCUGCUUGCUCUCAUGAAAGAAGAUUUGACUCCAGCUGAAAAAAUAUACGUCAGGAAGAGCAUUGAGCAGCACAAACUGGGGACCAAUAAAACCAUCCUGCAACAGGUGAAAGUGGUUGGAGUGACCUGUGCUGCCUGCCCCUUCCCCUGCCUGAAUGCUCUCAGGUUUCCUGUGGUGAUGCUGGACGAGUGCAGUCAGAUGACUGAACCUGCUUCUCUCCUUCCCAUCGCCAGGUUUCAGUGUGAAAAGCUCGUCCUUGUUGGAGACCCCAAGCAAUUACCACCAACUGUUCAAGGGUCUGAGAGUGUCCAUGAGCAGGGAUUGGAGCAGACCCUCUUUGACCGGCUGUGCUUAAUGGGACAUAAAGCAAUCCUCCUCCGGACACAGUACCGCUGUCACCCUGCCCUCAGUGCCAUCGCCAACGAGCUGUUCUACGGAGGGAACCUCAUCGACGGGAUUUCCGAGGAGGACAGAACUCCUUUACUGGACUGGCUCCCAACACUGUGCUUUUACAGUGUGAAUGGCAUGGAGCAGAUCGAAAGAGACAACAGCUUUUCUAACAUGGCAGAGGCUCACUUUGCAGUCAAGCUCAUCCAGGCUCUGAUUGCCAGUGGAAUAGAAGGAGCUGCUAUUGGUGUGAUUACUCUUUAUAAAUCACAGAUGUAUAAGAUUCAGGGUUUGCUCAGUGGGGUUCACUCUGAAGCUUUUGAAGUGAAACCUGUCCAGGUGUCCACUGUAGAUGCUUUCCAAGGUGCUGAGAAGGAAAUCAUUGUCUUGUCCUGUGUCAGGACGAGACAGUUUGGAUUCAUAGACUCGGAGAAGAGGAUGAACGUCGCACUAACGAGGGCAAAGAGGCAUUUGCUGAUUUUGGGAAACCUGGCCUGUUUAAGCAGGAACAAGCUGUGGGAAAGAGUAAUUCACCACUGCAAAGGAUGGGAAAAUGGAUUACAAAAUGCAAGCCAGUGCGAGCAGCAGCUCAAUGACAUUCUGAAGUGCUACUGGGAAGAACGGAAGGAAGAGGAGCGGAGUAAGAGGGAAAAAUAAAAUGUGUGCCUAUUUUAUUAAUAUUGUUUCUCUACAAAAUUGCUAAUUUAAUAUUUAUUUAAUGUGGUACUUGUUUGUUUGUAUGUCAUGUACUGAUACUUCUGUUUGA
Messenger RNA from Myiozetetes cayanensis, 4873 nucleotides. RefSeq names its product zinc finger GRF-type containing 1 (gene ZGRF1). The record is from RefSeq and is a predicted model, not a curated record. Lineage: Eukaryota; Metazoa; Chordata; Aves; Passeriformes; Tyrannidae. Gene Ontology annotation, biological process: double-strand break repair. Bases 169 to 4764 code for a protein of 1531 amino acids. Gene Ontology annotation, molecular function: zinc ion binding; helicase activity. The transcript is spliced from 27 exons. Gene Ontology annotation, cellular component: nucleus; site of double-strand break.